AUGUUUCUCCAACUCCCCCUUCUAUUUCUCUUGUGCAUCCUGAGACCCGCUCCCACACACGCUCAGCACACCUACAAUAUCACCGACGCUUUCCAGCCCGGCAAUUUCCAGAAAUAUCACUGCGCUGACACCGCCAAAGUAAACACCUGGCUCCCCUCAUGCCUGCACGAGUGCCACAUCAAAGCCAACAAAAACGACGGCUGUGCCUUCGACGACCUAGCAUGCCACUGCGUGAACUACGCCAACUACACUUCCAUCAUCGAACCCUGCGCCUUCCCCGCCGCCCUGCACGGCAACGGCACCUGCACCAUGUCCGACCUCCUCACCGCCCGCCCCAUUAUCCAAUCCAUGUGCAAUUUCUUCAACGCAACGCUGUACGCCGCAUACACGGGGUGUCCGCAGGAGCUCAGCAAGGCCAAGACGCUCGCGCUCGUGGCGCGCAACGACACGAUUGUGCGCGGCGUGAGUCUCUGGAAUGGUACGGUGGGCGGGUGGAACGGCACGCAUUGGGCGAGAGAGCAUCACUUCAAUGAAACGCAGGGAUAUGGGCGUGUAGGAAAGUGGAACGCGAGUGUGGGUGAGGGGUGGAGUUGGAGUAAUGGGACGUGGAGGCAUUGGAAUGAGACUGGGAGGGGGAUUUGGUGGAAGAGGUAG
Messenger RNA from Parastagonospora nodorum SN15, 654 nucleotides. RefSeq lists its product as hypothetical. NCBI's taxonomy places the organism in Eukaryota, Fungi, Ascomycota, Dothideomycetes, Pleosporales, Phaeosphaeriaceae. The transcript has 3 exons. The record is from RefSeq and is a predicted model, not a curated record. The coding region runs from base 1 to 654 and encodes 217 amino acids.